Molecule: messenger RNA, 1077 nt
Organism: Onthophagus taurus
Lineage: Eukaryota; Metazoa; Arthropoda; Insecta; Coleoptera; Scarabaeidae
Source: RefSeq, a predicted model, not a curated record
AUGUCUCUUUCGAAAGCUCAAUGCUUGGCCAAUACGAAAUUCAGCGAUGAACAGCCAUUUGAAGACAGCGGAAGCGAAUAUUUACCAAGUAAAGAUGAAGAGUCUGAAGAAGAUGAUAUGUUAAUUGAUGAAUAUCAAGAUGUAAUGUUAGUAGAAAGUGUAAGUGAAGACAGUAAUCAUGAACUAGAAACCGACCUAGCGACGACAGAAAAAGAUUACGCCGACAUAAAAAUAAUUUGGGGAGACAGUGAUUUCGUUCCAACAAUUUUCGAAUUUGAUCCUACAAAUAGCGGCAUCAGGAAUGAUUCUUUGUCUGAAAAGUCCAUAGAAUUUGAUUAUUUUGCAAGCCUAUUUACCGAAGAUAUCGUAGAAUAUAUUGUAACCGAAACUAACCGAUAUGCUAAUCAAAAUCAGGCAAAGGAUUGGAAAGAACUUUCAACACAAGAAUUUUAUGUUUUUAUCGGUCUAACAAUGCUAAUGUCUCGAAACAAAAAAACUAAUUUAAAAGAAUAUUGGUCUACAGAUUCUUUGCUCGAGUCUCCAAUCUUUUCUAGAACCAUGCCUAGGGACAAAUAUAUGAGUAUUCUUUCAAAUCUUCAUUUUGUGAAUAAUGAAAAACAACCUACGACUAAACUAUAUAAGGUAGAAAAAGUCCUCAAACUCAUAAAGGAGAACUUCCAAAAACAGUUCUACCCGUUUGAAAAUUUAGUUGUUGAUGAAAGCAUGGUGUUAUUUAAAGGACGUUUAAGCUUUAAACAAUACAUAAAGACGAAAAGGCAUCGCUUUGGAAUGAAACUGUACGUUCUUUGUGAGUGUGAAACUGGAAUGGUUCUUGAUUUCGUUGUGUAUGUUGGAAAUGAUACAAAACAAUUUGUUGAAGAAAUAAAGGGUCUAGGAUCUUCAGGAUAUGUCGUAGUGUCUCUUAUGAAACCAUACCUUGAGAAGGGACACAAGCUUUUCACAGACAACUACUAUUCCAGCCCAAUUUUGGCAAAUUAUCUUUUCGAAAAAAAAACGAACACCUGUGGAACUGUGCGUGAAAAUAGAAAAUAUAUGCCUACACUGAAAAAAAACUGA